Messenger RNA from Penicillium verhagenii, 618 nucleotides. RefSeq lists its product as uncharacterized. Bases 1 to 618 code for a protein of 205 amino acids. Lineage: Eukaryota; Fungi; Ascomycota; Eurotiomycetes; Eurotiales; Aspergillaceae. The transcript has 2 exons. The record is from RefSeq and is a predicted model, not a curated record.
AUGGGUUCCGCUACUUCAAAACCUGCCCGCUCAGCUGCCGGUGCAGCUACACGGCGUCAGUAUCCCAAGAAGCCUGCUCCCCCACCACGGACGCCCGCUGCACCUCCGAAGCAAGCCCAAGAACCAAAACCUACACCCACGCCUGCUCCCACACCACCACGAGCUCAAGCCGCAGCUCCAGCGCAGGGUCCAACAUAUCACUCCAAGGAGCAACCAUCCAUCACGAAAUCUAAUGCCAUCGAUCUAGACGGCCGGGAUCCUGACUUCGCCGCCUCCCUCCGCUCAAUUGGUCCCGUCGACCCGUCCGGCAACUUCUCACACCCCAAUCCCUUCGGCCGCGGUACCGUCCAAACUGUCUUCCCUACAGCCUCGAACCCUGCGCUGUUAGUCGUUACCGCGCGCCAGCGCCUCACAAAGGCCGCACAAGAAGAGAGCCAGGCGGUUGGGAAUACUAAUUUCCCGGGCCGCCAGUUCCUGGAUUCGUUUACCAUCAGCCAGGCGCUGACAAUGCGCGAUCAGCAGGGUUUGUCGAGUAGGGAGAUUGAGAGGGUGAUGCGGUUGAAGAGUGGGACUAUUGAUAAGCUUGGGAAAAGUGGGAUUGUGUCGCGGGCUGCUUGA